Lucilia cuprina (Australian sheep blowfly) is the source of this 1521-nucleotide messenger RNA. It is a transcript of the gene Taf8, whose product is annotated as transcription initiation factor TFIID subunit 8. NCBI's taxonomy places the organism in Eukaryota, Metazoa, Arthropoda, Insecta, Diptera, Calliphoridae. The record is from RefSeq and is a predicted model, not a curated record. Bases 421 to 1419 code for a protein of 332 amino acids. Gene Ontology annotation, biological process: transcription initiation at RNA polymerase II promoter. Gene Ontology annotation, cellular component: transcription factor TFIID complex. The transcript has 6 exons. Gene Ontology annotation, molecular function: protein heterodimerization activity.
CACAGAUCACAAUUUUCAACAUUUUCUUCUCUUUUGCCAACACAGUUUCAAUUUCAAUAAUGCAAAAAAUGAUUUAAAUGUUUAUCAUAUUUAUUACUAUUGAAUAUUACUACGUAUGUACCAUAUAUGGUACAUCAUGUAUUGGCCCAAUAUAUUUUUGGUAUUAGACGUAUAUCAACUACGUCGAUUUUUACAUGCGGGUAUCUUGGUUUCCAUUCUUGCAGAUGACCUCAUGCAUUUUAGGGUUAAAUUACAUCUUUUUCAUCGUAUCAAAUUAACUAUUGUGAAUUCUUCCGUAGCUUUACUUUUGUGUUAUCAUUCUUCGUUGAGUAAUAAAUGCGAGAAGAAGAAAUUGUAAAUUACAAUAAUAUUUGUAAACAAAAAAAUCAUUUUUAGAAUUUAUUAAAAAAAUAAUAAAAUAUGGAUAAAACUGAAACUGUACAACCAAAUGGUAAUGCACGACGCAAAAUUCUAAGUGUAGCUGUGUCACAAAUUCUAAUGGAGAAGGGUUUUGAUAGUGUUGACAAGGAAUGUUUAGAGACUCUAACAGAAAUGCUACAGAGUAUGCUAGUUGAAGUUGGUCAAUCGGCUAGAAGCUAUUGUGAACUCUCCGGCCGUACAAUACCUGUAAUAGGUGAUGUGAUUGUGUCGUUGGUAAAUAUGGGGGUAUCACUUCAAGGUAUUGAGGCCUUUGCUAAAAGGGAAGGAAGACAAAUUAUAUCUAUGCCAGCCCAACAACAGCAGCAAAAACAAUUAAAUCUUUUGCAAGCUGGUACAAAAUCGCAGCAUCCUCCUCAUAUUUUACCUUAUUUACCUUUGUUUCCUGAUCCACACGCAUAUGUUCGAACGCCGACUCAUAAACAACCCGUAACGGAGUAUGAAGCUAUUCGAGAAAAAGCUGCCACCCAGAAAAGAGACAUAGAAAAGGCAUUAACAAAAUUUCUGGCAAAAACCUCAGAAACUCAUAGCCUUUUUGAUACGGAAGAUAAUAUGUUUCCAUUAAUUGCUUGUAAACCUUCCUUUCCUCCGUAUUUAGCUGCUUUAAAUCCCACCGAUCAAGUGUUCGAUUUCGAAGAACUGGAAUAUCAUUAUUUAGUUGCUAAUCGCACUGAAGAUUGUAAAGAUGACGAAGAAAAUGAAAGUGGUAAUGAAGAAGAAAGCGCUGGCAAUGAAGGUGGUGGUGGUAAUAAUGGAAGUGGUGGUGCAAGCGCCGAAGAAUCCGAAAAGAAGUCAGAGAAGACCGACAAAGAUACAAAACCAGACAAUGAUAUUAAGCCAAAUUCAAGCACAAAUAAGGCAAUUCUAGAAAAUCCUAAUAUUGAUAAUCCUUAUUUAAGAGCGGCCACGCUACCCAAACGUGCUAAACCAGAUCCAAUUUUAUUAGCAACAGCUCCCACCGCCUCGACAAAUAAUGUAUAAAAACAAAAAUAAUGUAAUAUUUUAUAUGUUUGUAUCUUAUCCUCUAGAAAAUCCUAACAAGAAUAUUACUAAACUUAAAUAUAAUUAGUAACUAUGUAUGUA